Messenger RNA from Hyla sarda, 1210 nucleotides. Its product is annotated as RING finger protein 223-like. Lineage: Eukaryota; Metazoa; Chordata; Amphibia; Anura; Hylidae. The record is from RefSeq and is a predicted model, not a curated record. Gene Ontology annotation, biological process: protein ubiquitination. Gene Ontology annotation, molecular function: ubiquitin protein ligase activity. The transcript is spliced from 2 exons. The coding region runs from base 559 to 1113 and encodes 184 amino acids.
AAGUUUACAGCUUCACUUCAAUGUGAAUUAUCGCCGGUCUCUGGGUGAAUUAUCGCAGUUCUGUGUGUGCAGAAUAAACAAACCCGCCAUAUUAAUAGUGACCUGAAUGUCCCGUCGGCGGCGAUUGGCUUCUAAUGAGUAACUCCAGUCACAGAAGGUGUUUGAUGGUUUUCUCCGGAGUCUCUCCCUUCUGCAUUGUUCCCUUUCCCCAAUUGUUUGUGUUGCUAUGUGAUGGAGGGAAGGACGAAUGACCCAAGAAUCACGCUUGGCUCAAGUCUGGAUGAAACCCGAAGCUGAUUGUUGGUUACCAAGCGAGGGAAGGAAGCUACGUAUAUACAGAGAUAGCUGCAGUAUAUACAGAGAUAGCUGCAGUAUACACAGAGAUAGCUGCAGUAUAUACAGAGAUAGCUGCAGAGCCAGAUCUGAGGCACUGGCAAAAUAAAGACAGGUCUGCAGGAAGGAGAGAUCGUAAAAAUGGAGGUCGGCCAAAGACAGGGGAAGGAUCCAACUUAGAGAGUCUGAUUCUGGACCAUACCAAGUAGGAGAUCUGGAUAUGACAUGGCCAUGGCCGCUCCACCCCAAGAGGAUCCUGAAGGAAAUCUCAGCAGCUUCCUGGAGUGUCCCAUCUGUUACGUCCCCUACGACAACACCUUUAAGACGCCGUUACUUCUCCCGUGUUCGCACACCUUCUGCAUGGAAUGUCUCUCCAGACUUUGCCUGUUCCACAAGAAGUCUCAGGAGUUCCCCUGCCCCCUGUGCCGAACCCCGGCCCAAAUCCCACAGGAAGGGGUGCCGAAAAUGCAGCCCAACCUGGAGGUGGUAGCAAAGCUUCCGCCCGAAAUGCAGACUCUUCAAGAAGUCUGGGCGGACGGAUACAAACUGUGUUGGAUGAAAAAGAAAGACUCUUCGGAAGGUAAAGGAUCUCUGGUGACGAUACAUCUAUUAUCCAGCGGAGGGAACGAGCGGCCGGGUCCGGAGGGGCUGAUCUCCAUACAGCAGAGCGGAUGCCGGGCCUUCUGCCACAGCGUGUGGGGCAUCGGGUUCACUAUUCUCACUAUUGGCAUCCUCCUGUUCACCGUUCUGUUCUUACCUAUAUACAUGAACAGUAAAUGAUCCAGACGUCUGCUGUGAUGGUGGGAUCAGAUGUGGUGGAGGGAUCCAAAAUAAUCUGUCACUUAUAGUAAGAUCAAUGUCUACACGGGGACCUGGA